Molecule: messenger RNA, 2937 nt
Organism: Coregonus clupeaformis (lake whitefish)
Lineage: Eukaryota; Metazoa; Chordata; Actinopteri; Salmoniformes; Salmonidae
Product: calcium/calmodulin-dependent protein kinase kinase 2
Exons: 16
Coding region: 361-2046 (561 amino acids)
Biological process (GO): activation of protein kinase activity; CAMKK-AMPK signaling cascade; protein phosphorylation
Molecular function (GO): protein kinase activity; ATP binding
Source: RefSeq, a predicted model, not a curated record
AGCUAUGCUCCGACAAUUAGGGCUGAAUAGCUAUUUUUCCUGUUGUGAAUAUUCAGGGGUAAAUAAUAAAACUGUUUGAGAGCGUCCACCACCCACAGCGUUUCACCAGCUGGCUACACGGUGUCUGCCCAGCUGUAUUGGUCAGUCAGAGGAUGCUCGCCACCUAUCACGUUGCUUCGUUCAGUUUCUUCAUAUAGCUAGAUAUUUUAUCAGCAACAUCAACGCUAUUUUAUACAUCAGAGUCAGGGAUUAGCACACGGAACACCCUUAGUUCAUAUUUGCACUUGACAAGCGGUCUGCUCUCCUGAGGUAGACCACUGAUGGAGCAGCGACAUACAGGCUCUGGGGACAGUCGUUGUCAUGUUUCCAUGUGUUUCCUCCUGGCCCUCUGCUGAGCCCCCGUCGCCCUGCGGCCAUGCCUCCCUGCCCACACACACACACACACAGCCCCUGCCUGACCUACUGUGCCGCUGCCCCGCCCCAAAGAUGAACCCCCACCCCGUCCCAGACUACAUGGAGUCCCUUAUCGUGGUGACUGAGUACGAGCCCAAGGGGGGUGAGGAGGAAAUGGAGUGCUCUGAGACCCCUGAGCACGGCGCGCUCCCCUUCAGAGCCCACUCCUGCGACCUGCUGUCCCACGCUGUCGGCCGCCCCGAGGCCCUGUUCCCUGAGCCCCAGGAGCACCGGGGAAGACUAAACCUGUCAGACCGGAAGCUGUCCCUGCAGGAGCACUCCCAGACGGCCUCGUCCCCCAACGGGCGCUACAUCUACCCCUCGCUGCCCUACUCGCCCAUCACCUCGCCCCACUCCUCCCCCCGGCUGCCCCGUAGACCCACCGUGGAGUCUCACCGCGUCUCCAUCACUGACCUGCAGGACUGCGUGCAGCUCAACCAGUACAAGCUGAAAGAUGAAAUCGGAAAGGGCUCCUAUGGUGUUGUCAAGCUGGCCUACAAUGAAGACAACAACACCUAUUACGCGAUGAAAGUGCUGUCCAAGAAGAGGCUGAUGAGGCAGGCAGGUUUCCCACGGAGGCCACCCCCCCGCGGAGCCAAAGCAGCCCCUGAAGGCCCCCCUCAGCCAAAAGGACCCCUGGAACGUGUCUACCAGGAGAUUGCCAUCCUAAAAAAGCUGGACCAUCCCAAUGUAGUGAAGCUGGUGGAGGUUCUUGACGACCCUGGUGAGGACCAUCUGUACAUGGUGUUCGAGCUGGUCAAAAAGGGGGCUGUAAUGGAGGAGCUGCCCACGGACAAGCCGCUGAAUGAGGACCAGGCUCGGUUCUACUUCCAAGACCUGGUCAGGGGGAUUGAGUUCUUGCAUUACCAGAGGAUCAUCCACCGGGACAUCAAGCCCUCUAACCUCCUGGUCGGCGAGGACGGUCGCAUUAAGAUCGCUGACUUUGGGGUCAGUAACCAGUUUGAGGGGGCAGACGCCCUCCUGACCAGCACGGUUGGCACGCCCGCCUUCCUCGCCCCCGAGACCCUCUCCGAGACCAGGAAGAACUUCUCUGGCAAGGCAUUGGAUGUUUGGGCCAUGGGAGUGACGCUUUAUUGUUUUGUGUUCGGAGUGUGUCCCUUUAUGGAUGAAAGCAUCCUCAGUCUUCAUCAGAAGAUCAAGACCCAGCCAAUGGAGAUGCCAGAGCAUGCAGACAUAUCUGACGAUCUGAAAGAUCUGCUACUGAAGAUGCUUGACAAGAAUCCAGAGACCAGGAUAUCAAUACCACAGAUUAAGGUGCACCCAUGGGUGACACGGCACGGAGCGGAGCCACUCCCUCUGGAGGAUGAUAACUGCUGCAUGCUGAUCGAGGUGACUGAGGAGGAGGUGGAGAACUCUGUCAAACACAUCCCCAGCCUGGCCACUGUGAUCCUGGUGAGGACCAUGCUGAGGAAGCGAUCCUUUGGGAACCCCUUUGACUGGGGCCGUCAGAGAACCGAAGACCGAGGCACCAGUCUGUCUGCACCAGGACACAUGCUCACGAAACAAGAGAGUGGGGAGGGCAUGAGAAGUGUGGACCUGCCCUUCGUGGGCGAAGAUGAGGCUCUUUCCUGAUGUGGUGUGGUUUUUCAGCGCGAGGGUGGGGGCAUGCUAGCGAAUUAUGUUGGGGAAGCCACUAAUGUUUUUUGUGGAGGAAGACAUGACCGUUGGAAGAGCUCCAGGACUUCUGUUGGGAUGUGACUGGAGCCUGGGAACCCUUUUGGUGAAAGCUCCCUCCUGACUGUGUCACUCACUAACACCCGUCUGUAAUGCAUGCUCAUGUUUCUAGUCAUAGCAUGCUCUGUCUCAGGCUUCUGAUGUAAAGGUCUGUAUUAGCUUAGGGACACGUGUUUCUCCACCCUCUCCUCCAUUUGAAAAUGCUCUCAUGUUUACUGCAGGGCUAUGGGGCCGGGAGGGGGUGUUUGUGGAUGGUUGUACAUUUCAAGGGGUGACUCCUGGCCCCCACAUUUUAGUAGAGCAAGUUACUUGACCAUGACUGUCUGGACCACUCAUCAUUAAUGUGGCCAGUUUUGAAACAGUAACCAGGAGAGGUUUAUUGAAAUGAAAAAGGUUUACUAGCUACAUUCAUAGUAUGCAUGUGAGUUUGUUUUCUUUUCCAAUGCAAACAUUGUAUAUGCUACGUAAGUUGCACAUUCGUAGAAUGAGUUAUUGAUGCACAAUCUAUUUGAUUUAUUAAGUCCUCACUAAUGGUUUGUUGUAAAAUGUCUCCCAGUUACUACAACUGGUAAAGAGCUUUUAAAAACUAAAUGUUUUCUAAUAUGUUUUACUUCUCGAACGUGCGGAGGGUGAAGGAUGAUACAGUGUUGAAGCCCAAAUCAAAAUAAUGUGUUUUGUGGCAUGUUUGUUUCUUUUAAACUUUUUAUAUGGUAAUAGAUUUACGGAUGUGGUUUUAAAACAUCUCAUUUUCAGAACACCAAAAAUAAAAUAAAUUGUGUAUUUUGUAAA